ACAUCUGUUAGCAAAGGUACUAGACCAGUCAAAUUACCAACAUUUGCAAGACGACCUGCAUCUCCUUCAAAUUCCAACAACUUCAACCAUUCUCCCCAUUCUUCUGGUGGAUCCAAUAACAUUGCGGGAAUUAACAGGCAUGGAGGAGAACUGCAUAACAGAUCAGGUGGCAGUGCAGAUAAUGUUUUGUCUCAGAUUGCAGCCCAAAGAAGAAAAGCAGCAGGCCUACCUGAACAGAAACCCAACCAACAGCAUAGUCCAGUCCAGUCAACUCCUUCAUCCACUCUGUCAGAUUUGCAGUGUGCUCAAAUUGUUGGCAAUGGACAUGUUGUAAAGCAAAAACUGGAAAUGAACAAAAGACCUCCAUCUGGGACUUCAUCUACGUCUAAGAGCACAUCACCAACUCUCACACCUUCCCCAUCACCCUCCCCAUCUCCUAAGGUUCACAACGCAGAGUCCUCUCUCUCUUCUUCUCACAGACAGGCCAAGAGCAAUGGUUCCAGCAGUGGUACUAUUACAGAAGAUGGCAACCACUUGGUGGACCAUCAACAGCUUGUCCCUAUUCUGAGAACCAGUGAUGUAGAGAAUCAUGAAAGACGAAACCACGUGAGAGUAAAAGGAGGCUCUGAAAACUUGGAGAAAGAUGAGCUGACUGGCAUCCUUAAAAAAUUGUCACUUGAGAAAUAUCAGCCUAUUUUUGAGGAGCAAGAGGUGGAUAUGGAAGCCUUCCUUACACUUACUGAUGGUGAUCUGAAAGAACUGGGUAUUAAAACCGAUGGAUCAAGGCAGCAAAUUUUGGCAGCUAUUUCUGAACUGAAUGCAGGAAAGGGACGAGAGAGACAGAUUUUACAAGAAACUAUACACAACUUCCACUCUUCCUUUGAGAGUAGUGUUAGUAACACACGACCUCCAGGUCAUUCCCAGUCACCUGGCUGCUCUAUAAAACAACAAGAAGCUGUUUCUCCUAAAAGGUAGCUACUGGAAAAAAAGAUUUUUUUUCUUACGGUGGAGUUUGGCAUCUG
Molecule: messenger RNA, 1022 nt
Organism: Fulmarus glacialis (Northern fulmar)
Lineage: Eukaryota; Metazoa; Chordata; Aves; Procellariiformes; Procellariidae
Gene: ANKS6
Product: ankyrin repeat and sterile alpha motif domain containing 6
Exons: 8
Cellular component (GO): cytoplasm
Molecular function (GO): protein binding
Source: RefSeq, a predicted model, not a curated record